Orcinus orca (killer whale) is the source of this 4833-nucleotide messenger RNA. RefSeq names its product transient receptor potential cation channel subfamily V member 2 (gene TRPV2). Gene Ontology annotation, molecular function: protein binding; calcium channel activity. Lineage: Eukaryota; Metazoa; Chordata; Mammalia; Artiodactyla; Delphinidae. The record is from RefSeq and is a predicted model, not a curated record. The transcript is spliced from 18 exons. Gene Ontology annotation, biological process: calcium ion import across plasma membrane. Bases 173 to 2458 code for a protein of 761 amino acids. Gene Ontology annotation, cellular component: membrane.
GGGUGGGCUGAGCGUGCGGAACGCCGACGGACCCAGCCGGCUCGCGGGGCUCCCAGCCACUCCGCGACCCCUACGCACUUCCUCGGCGGCUCCGCCGCCCGCCCGGACGCGCCGCGCGCAGCCUCCGCCGAGCCGAGGUUCCAGCCGGAAGGAACAGCCUCCUCCCCUUAGGAUGUCCUCGCCCUCCAGCCUGCCCGCUUUCAGGCUCGAGACGUCAGAUGGAGGCCAAGAAGAUGGUGCCCAGGUGGACAAAGGAAAACUGGGCGGCGGUGCCGGGCCACCCCCCAUGGAGUCACCAUUCCAGGGCGAGGACCGGAACUUCUCGCCUCAGAUCAAAGUGAACCUCAGCUUCCGAAAGGGGGCAGGUGCCAGCCAACCAGACCCAAACCGCUUCGACCGUGACCGGCUCUUCAGCGUGGUGGCCCGGGGGGUCCCCGAGGAUCUGGUGGGGCUACCAGAGUACCUGCGCCGGACCAGCAAGUACCUCACGGACUCGGAGUACACAGAGGGCUCCACGGGGAAGACAUGCCUGAUGAAGGCCGUGCUGAACCUCCGGGACGGGACCAACGCCUGCAUUGAGCCGCUGCUGCAGAUUGACCGGGACUUGGGCAAUCCUCGGCCUCUGGUCAACGCCCAGUGCACAGAUGAGUACUACCGAGGCCACAGCGCCCUGCACAUCGCCAUCGAGAAGAGGAGCCUGCCGUGUGUGAAGCUCCUGGUGGAGAAUGGGGCUGACGUGCAUGCCCGGGCCUGUGGCCAGUUCUUCCAGAAGAAAAGCCAAGAGACCUGCUUCUACUUCGGCGAGAUGCCCCUCUCCCUGGCCGCGUGCACCAAGCAGUGGGACGUGGUGACCUACCUCCUGGAGAACCCGCACCAGGCCGCCAGCCUGCAGGCCGCCGACUCGCUGGGCAACACGGCCCUGCACGCCUUGGUGAUGAUCGCAGACGACUCGGCCGAGAACACGGAAAUGGUGACCCGCAUGUACGAUGGGCUGCUCCAGGCGGGGGCCCGCCUCUGCCCCACGGUGCGGCUCGAGGACAUCCCCAACCUGCAGGGCCUCACGCCCCUGAAGCUGGCCGCCAAGGAGGGCAAAAUUGAGAUUCUCAGACACAUCCUGCAGCGGGAGUUCCCGGGGCCGUGCCAGUCCCUUUCCCGCAAGUUCACGGAGUGGUCCUACGGGCCUGUGCGGGUGUCGCUGUAUGACCUGGCCUCUGUGGACAGCUGGGAGGAGAACUCAGUGCUGGAGAUCAUCGCCUUUCAUUGCCAAAGCCCGCACCGGCACCGAAUGGUGGUUUUGGAGCCGCUGAACAAACUGCUGCAGGCGAAGUGGAAUCUGCUCAUCCCCAGGUUCCUCUUCAACUUCCUGUGUUACUUGACCUACAUGUCCAUCUUCACCGCUGUCACCUACCACCAGCCUGCCCUGGACAAGGACUUCCUCCCGCUGGAAGGAACUGCUGGGAACUCCAUGCUGCUGCUGGGCCACAUCCUGAUGCUGCUUGUGGGGGCCAACAUCCUCAUGGGCCAGCUGUGGUACUUCUGGAGGCGCCGUCUGUUCAUCUGGAUCUCGUUCAUGGACAGCUACUUUGAAAUCCUCUUCCUGGUCCAGGGGCUGCUCACCGUGCUGUCCCAGGUGCUGUGCUUCCUGGCCAUCGAGUGGUACCUGCCCCUGCUCGUGUGCUCGCUGGCGCUGGGCUGGCUGAACUUGCUGUACUACACGCGCGGCCUGCAGCACACGGGCAUCUACAGUGUCAUGAUCCAGAAGGUCAUCCUGCGGGACCUGCUCCGCUUCCUCCUGGUCUACUUGGUCUUCCUUUUCGGCUUCGCUGUAGCACUGGUGAGCCUGAGCCGGGAGGCCCGGGACUCCGGGGCCCCUGCGGGCUCCAACACCACGGAGGUGGCGGGAAAGGGGGACGCGGAGGGCAGCACGGCCCCGUACGAGGGCGUCCUGGACGCCUCCUUGGAGCUGUUCAAGUUCACCAUCGGCAUGGGCGAGCUGGCCGUCCAGGCCCAGCUGCGCUUCCGUGGGGUGGCGCUGCUGCUGCUUCUGACCCACGUGCUGCUCACCUACGUCCUGCUGCUCAACAUGCUCGUCGCCCUCAUGAGCGAGACCGUCAGCAGCGUCGCCAGCGACAGCUGGAGCAUCUGGAAGCUGCAGAAAGCCAUCUCUGUCCUGGAGAUGGAGAACGGUUACUGGUGGUGCAGGAGGAAGAAGCAGCGGGCAGGGGUGAGACUGACAGUUGGCACCAGGCCGGACGGUCUCCCCGACGAGCGCUGGUGCUUCAGGGUAGAGGAGGUGAACUGGGCUGCGUGGGAGCAGACGCUGCCCACGGUGCGUGAGGAGCCCUCGGGGCCAGGCGGCCCUGGCGCCCUGAAGAACCCAGCCCUGGCCUCCCAAUCCAGCCAGGACAGUGCUGUGGAGGAAGACCAUGUGCCCCUCCAGCUCCUUGAGUCCCACUGAUGCAGCAGGAGGCCGGGAGGACAGAGCACGGAAUGUUUCCAGCCCCACCUACUGGCUCUGGGACCUCAAGGGACUUUGGCGGCAAAAAUAAAUAAGUAAUUUCUUGUGGCUAACUCUCCUGGAAACAUUAUUUGAGUAAAGGUACUGGGCCCCAGGACUUCCCUGGUGGCGCAGUGGUUAAGAAUCCACCUGCCAAUGCAGGGGACACGGGUUCGAGCCCUGGUCCGGGAAGACCCCACAUGCCGCGACGCAACCAAGACCAUGCGCCACAACGGUCUCUAGAGCCCACGUGCCGCAACUAUUGAAGCCCGCGUGCCUAGAGCCCGUGCCCUGCAACAAGAGAAGCUCACCGCAGUAAGAAGUCCACGCACCGCAACGAAGAGUAGCCCCCGCUCAAUGCAACUAGAGAAAAGCCCGCGCACUGUAACAAAGACCAACGCAGCCAAAAAUAAAAUUAAAAAGAAUUAAAAAAAUAAAAAGGUACUGGGCCCCUGAGCUGGUCGGCGUCUGCAUGUCUCUGUGAGCUCACGUCUGUGUCUGGGGCCGGGCUGCUCCCGCCCUCUCCUGGGCACAGGGACCCUCACCUACCGCCCCCCAGCUGCCCUCUUCGGGGUGCAGGCAGCUAGCCGAGGCGCUGUGCCUGCUGUCACCGCAGACGCGAGGUGGUGGACACCAGCAAGCACAGCCGCCUGUCCUUCCUCUCCCACAGCCUCCAGACGCCCCUUAAAGCCACCCCAGGACGUCUCUCAAAGCCUUUGCGCUCCUGGGCUUACUUAGUUCAGGCUGUGGAUUAUUGCCUCCUCUCCCCGCUGGCUUCCUGCGCAGUUCCCACCCUUCCAAGCCUGAGGGACCUUCCUGAGACACAAGGGCAACAAGUUACCCCCGUCUCUGAAGGCUUGAGAGGCUCCCGGCGCCCACGGGGGCCCUAGCUGGCACCCCCCAGCCCUCCGCGGUUUUGCAGACGCCUCCUGCUCUCCUUGGCACCUGCAGUAUAUCCUUCGCGCAGGAUGGUGGACCUCGUGUGUGUCUGACUCCUAGGAUUGGCUCUCCCUAGAAGCCUCCCCUUCCUCCAUUAAAAUGCUACGCUUAUUUCUAAAACCAGCUCAAAAACCUAUGUCUCACUACCGCUUUUCCAGUUUUCACCCUUAGGGUAAUGUGUGUUCGUAAGACGCGCGUGCACGGGUUGAAUGUUUUUUAAGUGGCAAGAGCCGAGCCUGUUCCCACGCUGGGACGGAGGGAGGGUUCGCCGCUGGUGAGACGGAGCACAGCUGGAGGAGUCCCGAGGGAGAGGGGACGGAGGAAGGAGACUGAGGACGGGGGUCGGAGCGUAGGGGGCUGGAGAGGCUCGUGCAGGGAGAGCAGACGGCACCGCCCCCCAGGGCCAGAAGCAGCUACGGUGUGUGCACACUUGCCGCGCGCCCAGGCUCUGCAGGGUUUCAAGGGCGUGAUCGCACAUGAUGCGCAGAACCGCCGUCUGGGGCCUCCGUCGCUCCACCUUCCAGAGGAGCAACCGGAAGCUCACGACGGCGGACUCUUCGCUCGGGACCACCCGGCAGAGGGGCGGAGGGGCGGAGGGGCGGCGGAGCGGCGGGAAAGUCCCCAAACGGCUGGCGCGCACUGGACCUGCGCACGCGCGCUGGGGCUCGCUGUGCCCCUGUGACCCAGAAUUCCACGGCCUCGGAAGAGACCAUGGGCUCUGCAGGAGGGGGGAGUCCGGGGGCGGCGCCUGCACCAUUAAACGGGCUGGAAGUUCCGUUGAGUCUUUUGCCAUAAUCCCCCUCCCUUCUGUGAGGGGUGGAAUGUUCCGACUGCUUAAGAGGCUGGGACGGCUGUUGUGGGGCCUUUCCACCGUAGGUGUCGGGCGGCUGGUGAGGGUAGACACACUCGCUUUUGGAGACGGGAGCAGCAUCCCAACCCGAGGUUAAGAACCAGUCUGGGUUGCAAGUUAGUGAAGGGUGGCCAGUGCGUGAUCACCGUAUGGGAGCCCGAGCAUCGGCCUGCUCCGAGGCUGUGCUGCGGCAGGGGCAGAAUUUGAAGUCCAAAGGAACAAGGGCAGCCAUCAGCUUGGGCCCUGAAAACCUGGGCCUCCCGCAUUUGGUGUAGAAACACCUUGUGCUCAGUAUCAGAGGGACAUUCUUACCAAUGAGAGCCAAGAAAUGGACUUUCUGGGACCACGUGGACUGGCAUUUCUGGUGUCACUAAGUUCAUGAGUUUUCUUGUAUCGUCCCUUAACCAAAAGGAGCUUUUGUACUUUUAAAUAUUGUAUAAGUGUGUUCUUGGGUGAGAGCCUGAGGUUUUUGAACUGGAAACUUCCUGAAAUUUGUAUCUCCAUGCAGUUAACCAUCAACAAUGUAAUAAAAGUAUGGUCUUUGGUA